Hermetia illucens (black soldier fly) is the source of this 6629-nucleotide messenger RNA. RefSeq lists its product as uncharacterized. NCBI's taxonomy places the organism in Eukaryota, Metazoa, Arthropoda, Insecta, Diptera, Stratiomyidae. Gene Ontology annotation, biological process: termination of RNA polymerase II transcription. Bases 394 to 6165 code for a protein of 1923 amino acids. The transcript has 11 exons. Gene Ontology annotation, cellular component: cytoplasm; mRNA cleavage factor complex. Gene Ontology annotation, molecular function: mRNA binding; ubiquitin binding; phosphatidylinositol binding. The record is from RefSeq and is a predicted model, not a curated record.
CGAAUUGACUUGUUCACGUACGGUAGUGAUCGUUUGGUCGUGCAGGCAAUAUUUUUUUCUAUCAAGUGAACAGCGAUAAAGGAGCCGAGACGUGUUUUAAACUGGAACGAGAUCAAUUUCAGUGUGUUUAGUGCGAUAUGGAGGCGAUAUCUAAGCGCUAGAAGUGUGCAGCUCGCGGAAAACCACGCAGCAAAUCGAGAAAAUCGGAUAUAACUGCAAUCAUGUCAUAAUUGAAUGGGUCACAGUCAUCGACCAUUGUUCAUUUUAAGUUUUUGUUGGUGAAAAAGAGCGUACAUAUAACAAUCAGUUAUAUUUGAACGAGAAGACGAUAGCAAGCAGUGUUCGCUGCAAUCCUGUAAAAUUUACAAGUUUUCCAGAACUAAAUCAAUCAACAUGGAGAAAAAGGAACAAGAAGUUGCCGAGGAGUAUUUAUCCAGCUUGGCCGAUUUGAAUUUAAACAGCAAACCGUUAAUAAAUAUGCUGACGAUAUUAGCCGAAGAAAAUAUUGAAUUUGCACCGGUUAUCGUGAAAGCGGUCGAACAACAUAUUACUAAGGUUAACGCAGAAGUUAAAUUACCAGUACUGUACCUCAUCGAUUCAAUUGUUAAAAAUGUUGGACGUGAAUAUAUUCAAUUGUUUAGUCACAGUAUAGUAAAUAUAUUCUGUGGAGUUUUCGAGAAGGUAAACGAAAAGAUACGUGAGAAGAUGUAUACAUUGCGGCAGACGUGGAAUGACGUGUUUACACCACAAAAAUUGUAUACGUUAGAUGUUAAAGUCAAUUGCAUGGAUCCUAAUUGGCCCAUAACUGCCAAAGUUGUACCGAAAUCACCAGCGAUUCAUGUGAAUCCCAACUUUUUGAAGAAUAAGGGGGAACCUUUGAAUGAGAUGGAGGCAAAAUUGCGUGAUAAACAACGGCAAUUGUUGGAAUUACAGAAACGAAAACUAGAAUUGGAGUUGGCCGCUACAAAACAACGACUGGAAGAACAGGAAAAACAGUUGCAAUCAACUAUACAAAGUGAUACUGCGAAACCAGCCAUUACUGCUAAUGUAGCCGCUGCAACACCACUGCCGGCUGUUCCUAAUAAACCAAUGUUCGUUGGGCCAACAAAUAAAGCGGCACAUUUGCAGAAGCCGAUUGCACCAGGAAGUGCUGCAAUGCCCUUCCCUCCUGCCAAUAAUAAUGCACCAAAAAUUCGGGUAGCACCAGUGAAUUCAGCCCUCUUGAACAGCAUUAGACAACGCGAUCCACGAUUAGCCCGUCAACAACAACAACAACAAGCGGCGCUAGCAGCAGCGCAACAACAAACAGUUAUGAACAGUGCAGCAGGCUCCGAUACACCCAGCAGUCAGCUACCCGGUGCGGGUACAUUAGAAGUGCAAAAUAGUGUUAAAAAAGACAUAAGUGCGGAUAAAAGUGUCCAGAAAAGCUCUUCGAAAUCUAUAUAUGGUAAUAUUAAUCGGGAAAAAUCGAAAUCAACGCCAUCGUCGGCGUACAGCAGCAAUAGUGGUAGCAACAUCACCAGACGAGCACAUAGGGGGACUGCGGAAAAGUCUGGUUCCGUUGAUGGAAAAAAGUCUCCGGUCUCGAGCGCUGCCAGUGUUCCGCUGUCACCUACAGCUUUGCCGAGUAGUCGAAAUAGCAGUAGCAAAACUCAUUCAAGUUCAUCAUCGAGGAGCAGUGGAAUGUCGAAGAGUAGGGAAAGUUCAAAAAGCUCAAGUACACGCGAUAAGCUAUCAAGCUAUGAGCGGGAUCGUAAGCGGAAAAUUGAUUCAUCGCCUCACAAAGGAUCCGAAAAGGGUUCGACAUCAAAGCAAACUGAGAAAUCACCAAAGCGUUCUGCAGAUGGGUCGUCGAAAACGUCCUCCCAUUCAUCCAGUAACAGUAGUGGCGUGACGACAGCGGCAUCACCGACUAAAUUCCAAGAUAUUGCCAAGCAGCGGAUUAAGUCGCGAAACUAUAUGAGACGAAAUCGUGAAAAGUCUUCAAGUCCAACACCGCCGUCACCGCCCCCGCCACCAACAUCUAGUCAUGAUACUGAUCUGCGUGAUACAUUGUCGACAUCAUCGACAAGUCCUGAAAAACGAAUGAAGAUUUCAUCACGUGCAGAGAGUGCAAUAACAGAAGUUGUGACUGACACGAUAAGGGAUGUGGGACCGUCUGCUGUUGUAAGCGUACCCGUUUCCAGUCCGUCAAUUGUUGCUACCACAUUUAAGACUAACGAAUCGGACGGCAGUGCUCCGACCGCGUCUGCGUUUGGAGUGUCGUCUGUGUCAAGUAGUAACAGCAAAGCUGAAAAUUUAGAAGAAAAUAUAGAUAUGGCGCCAGCAUCACUUACGAAGGACAUCGACCUAAGGCAGCUUCAUCCGAGUGCAGUGACCACAGCAAAGAGUUCAAGUGCAAUGGGAGCAAGUACUAUAAACGUAGGGCCUGAUGCGGCAAACGGGCCGGGUCCGGUGAAUAGUGAACCAGUGGAUGAGGCAGACCCAAAAAAGAGAGCAGUGGCUACUUUGGAAGACAUUGAGGAGCCAGCAACGAAAAAGACUAGAUCAGAGAAGAUCGAUUCGUUAUUUGGCACUGAAGAUGUUGAUUUGAGGACUUUAUCGGCUCCGAGCAAUCAUUUAGGAAUGGGUAUGUCUUCGGUUAUGCCAUCAACUCCGCCUCCACCUCCAAUCAUAUCAAAUGAAAGUGAAAGUUGGACAAAGGUUAAAGGUGUGAAGUCGAAUAAAUCGUCUGCUUCGAAAUCAAAUUUAGACGACGUACGCGCGAAAUUGGCGAAGGCAGCUAAAGGAGAGAAAUACGAGAAAGAUUUGAAAUCGUUCAAGAAAGCGAGUCGAUUCAACGACGUCCAUGAGGAUUCACAGGACGGAACUGAUACGAACAUUCGAACAAUCAUAAGCCAGGCCCAAGAAAUGUUUGAGAGUGAUAACAUGGAUGUUGAACAGUACAAUACCCUUAUGAAGACUGUGAUUCAUAUAAACGAGAAAAGCAAACUGAAAGAAGCUCAACGGCGUGAAUCUCUGCUCACAAAGAAAGAAGUAACUCAGGACCUCACACCAAUCAGCGAUGAUGAAGUUCGCUUCAGUUCCGAGGAAGACGAUGUUGAAACGAAAAUUGCAAAAUCAAAAGUUCUCUCGAAACGAAUACCAAAAGUCUCGAGAAAAGAUGAAAACUCAACUGUUGAAAGCAAAUUUGAACAAAGUUCAGUGCUAAGACGAUCACCAACUCCGACUAGCGGUACAAGCUCAUAUGCUGACAACAACAGGCAACAGUCGCUUCCAAAUCAGACCGGCUCGAAAUCCGAGAAACGAACAAGAACCAAGGAAUCGAAAUGGUCUCCAUGGGAACCGAACGCCGCUACUCAGGCAUCGACUGGUAAACCUAAAUGGGUUGUUGGAAAUACGAAUUUCCGACCGCAAUUCCCUGCGAAAGGUGCGAACAUGGCUAACGUGCCGAAUAUGAUGAAUCGUGGGACCGUGCCGAAUCCUUGGCAAAAUCCACCUCAGUUAAUAUUCGCAGGUCCUCCAGCUCAGAGUCAGAUUCCACCACCUCCUCCAGUUCCGCCCAUAGUAAACCCGAUUUUGCCUACAGACACUUCAACUGUAACGCCCGGGCCACCCCUACCGCCGCCCAUUCUCCUGCCACCUCUCAGUAAUUCUGUGGACAAUCCAAACGCAGAUGUUGUUCGAACCAUCAAUAUUGAUGGCGUUCCAAAAGAAAUCCGUUUCUACGAUGAGGUAGCUAUCGCUUUUAUGGAAUGGGAUCAGCCGAAAGAAAUUGGCUUCCAAGCGGGACAAAGGAGAAUCAUGAUCGACGAUCAUGACAUGAUUACACUGAGCUUCAAUGAUGUAUACAAAACUGUGAUGGUUGAUGGCAAUCCUCAUCAAAUGCGCUUCGGAUGCCCAACUCGGGAACUGUAUAUAGACAAUAAUUGGUACGAGUGCUAUUUCGGUGAUCCGCCAAUCCGAAUAUUUUUAGAUGGGCGACUUAGAGUUUUCAAGAUUGAAGGACCGGCUCCACAGGUGCGCAUCGGUAAUACCCGACAAGAUUUGGUUGUAGGGAAAAUCAAUCUGAUCAUAGAUGCCCUUCUCAUAGUUCCUGUUUUCCUCGAUGCUAAAGUACAAACCUUCCAGAUCAAUGACACGGUGCAUACCCUCCAGUUUGCCGAUCAAUUAAGAACCGUGUUGAUCGACAAUAUUCCGUUUGAUGUAGAAUACGGUGGACUGCCGAAAAGUAUGCACUUAAAUGGCGUGAAACACUUCGUAAGAUUCGGUACCUUGCCUAAUGGUAUUGUCCCGGGUACUGUUAUCAUACAAAAUAUGGUUCGGACUGAUAGAUUUGCAGCAAUUGAUCUACCCAUGGCAUCGCCGGAAUCCGCAGCGUUGCUUUCCGUGAACCCAGGGCUGCCGACGCAACUUCCAAUGGAUGCAGCUCUGCCUGUAUUGAAUCCCGCCAUGAAUGACGCAUUAGCGCAAGGAUCCGUCGCUCCGAAUAAUGGGGAAAUCAAAAACGAGACUCAGUCGGAUUCCUCUGUUCAAUCGAUUGCGGGAUCAGUAGGCAAUUUGAAUAUUGACGAACUAUUCCAAAAAUUAUUGGCCUCAGGCAUAUUGAACCAAAACCAAGGGGUAUCGAAGGCCGACGAGAGCAAAAAGGAAAAGUUGAAGGAGAAGCCGAUCAUUCCGAUCGAUUUAUCCCGACCGGAAACCAUCAAAACCCGUCAAGCACCGAUAAUUCAGAAGCUCUUCAGUGGCAUGCAAUGUAGCAGCUGUGGAGUGAGGUUCCCACCAGAGCAGACUAUGAAAUAUAGCCAACAUUUGGAUUGGCACUUCCGGCAGAAUCGGAAGGAGCGUGAUAACUCGCGUCGCGCUCAUUCUCGCAAAUGGUAUUAUGAUGUUAGCGAUUGGAUUCAGUAUGAGGAGAUUGAAGACUUGGAGGAGCGGGAGAAGAAUUGGUUCGAAACACAGCAAAAUGAAACGGAAAAUGUCGAUGAAAAUUCGAAUCAGAGAACGAGUUCACCGCCACCAAGUUGUCCAGCCGGUCCAGAUGAUGUGGACAGAUGUUGCGAUAUGUGCCAUGAUAAGUUCGAGCAAUUCUACAAUGAGGAGUCGGAAGAAUGGCACUUGAGAGACGCUAUCCGGGUGGAGGACAAGAUCUAUCAUCCCAUUUGUUAUGAGGACUUCAAGGCAUCGUUGACGAUGGAUUCAAUUCUUCAAACGACAAAUGAUGUGGAUGAUAACGCAAUGGAUUCUGUCGUUGUAAAGUCGGAGAAGGAUGAUGACGUUAUUAUGGAGGAGAAGGCACCUGAAGUGAUUGAAGAUGAUGACGAUGAAGACGACGUGAUCGUGUUGCCGACUGAGGAACCUUCCAUUCAAGAAAUUCCAGACGAUGACGAAGAUGUGAUCAUUGAACAGCCAUCGCUAGAAAGUGAGCUCCUGGUUCCAGAUAGCGAGAGCGAUGCUAACACCAAGAAGGAUGAAGAGACAGCUAAAGAUAGCGAAGCGUUAGAAUCAGAUGAUGUGGAAAUCCAGGAACCUCAUAUCCCAUUUACCGAUCUCGAUACCUACGAGGAAACGGCAGAAAGAAGCGUUUCAACUGUGGACGAUUCGUCACAGUCUUCACAGUUCAACGUAAUUAAAAUUAAAGAAGAACCCAAAGACGACGGGUACAAUGAAGAUGACGCGUUCGAGGAGGUCGGAACGAUUAUCUGUGACGACGACAUCUCAACGCAAGCUGAUGAAGAUACCCCUAAGCGACCUGAUCCUGCGCCAGUUGUUAUUGCACCAUUGGUGCCGAAACCGCCAGUGGCAAGUGCAAGCAAUUCAAAUAUCCUUGUCCUCCACGAUCCUUCAUCUUCGAUAGAUGGCAACGUUGACGUUCAAGAAACCCCGGCUACAACGACAGGAGCUAAUAAAAUUAAAAUCAACAUCAGCAAAAGUGCAAUACGUUCGGAAAGCAAUACAGUUGCACAAAGUUCAUCCAACAACAAGACUAGCGCCGCUGUAGAGACGAGUUCUGGUGCCGAUAACUCCACCAACAGUGCAAAACGACUAGAGGAUGACGAUUCGAUCCAGUACGCGCUAAAACCGGCUCUUGCGAAUGUGGCACUGAAAAAGGUCCCACGGACUGUCAGUGGAUUGGAGACGUCGGGUCUGUGUUCCAUAAUGUAAAUACCAAGUCUAAUUUCGCGGAGAUAAUUGACUGGACACAAUCCCGCUCUUGAUUGGAUCCACCUAGUAUUAAUUGUACAUACUUUACGUUAAGAGAAGAUGAAAAUAUGUGAUAAAAAAUUUAUUUUAUGUACAUUGUCUUAGGAUAAGAAAAUUCUAGUUGAUAGAAUCGAUGGAAUAAAGGCUAAGUUUUACAUAAUCCGUUUUAAAGAGCCCGCGUUUAAGGGGGAUAAUAUUUAUUGUGAAGAAAAAUAUUGAGGGAGGGAUUGUAGUUGAGCAACCGUGAAUAAGAAUUUGUUGUGUACAGUGUGCUCCCCGCCCUGACAUUUCAUGAAUUUCGAUUUUGUAAAUUCAAAUAAAAAAAAAAACGUUUGAGGUUUAACUUUAGAAUUACUCUUUGUUUAAUGCACAGAAUUUUAUUUUAUUAUUUGAAUAAUAAAAUAUCGGUUUUUACCACAAGAAAA